Molecule: messenger RNA, 1434 nt
Organism: Durusdinium trenchii
Lineage: Eukaryota; Dinophyceae; Suessiales; Symbiodiniaceae
Source: the annotation of a GenBank genome assembly
AAGAUCACACGGCCAAAACUGCGCUGCGUGUGCGAUGUCGCCUUCUUUGCGAAUCCCGCUGCAGGAUGUCUCGCCUCGCGCAGCUCCUCCGACAGUUUCAGUUGCCACUGGGGGCGAGCAGCAGCGACCUGCGAAAGGCCUAUUUCAGGCAGGCCAAGCAGCUGCAUCCGGAUUGCAAUCCCUCACAGACCGCUGCCGCUGAGGAGUUUGCAUGCCUUCGUGCUGACUUUGAGGAGGCCUUGAAGCUAAUGGAGCAGAAGGCCAAGUUUGGUGGAGAACCUCCUCCUUUCUCAGGAGAAAACGGCUUUGAGAAUCAGAAGUGGUCGGCGGCGGCCUGGAGCGCCAGAUCACAAGAGAGGGAACGUCGAUUCUCCUUCCGCGAGCACAUGAGGCGGAAUUUCGUGUACGAAGCUCGUGGCGGCGUUCCAGUGGAAGGUUUACCCCAGGAGACAGUGUACACAGUGGUGGGCGCGUUCUCGGCCGGUUUUUUCUUGCUGGGCAUCUGGAAAUUCCUCACAUCUGAACGGAUCGGUGUACGCCAUCGACUUGGACCUGAGUGGCUCCGCCCCGAUGGCGACCUUCGGACCUUCGCACCUGAGUCUGCUCCACCGCAGCCGCGGACCCUCCGAAGGGCACUAGAAGGGAUGAAGGAGAAGUCGACGUCAAGUUUUCCAGGGAGCUUGCAGAGCCCCUUGAUGGCUCACCACGCAGCUGCCAAUGAUCGCGUUUGGUGGCUGGAACGCUGUGGCGCCACGCCAGGCUGCCGUCCCAUGUUGAACUCCAAAGACGAGCGUGGGGACACGCCCUUGCACCACUGCGCGCGGACCGGGCAAAAGGAGGCUUGCUGUGCCUUGCUGCGCUACAACGUUGAGCAAUCGGUGAACCAUUUUGGCUUGGCGCCACAGCAAUUGGCACAACAACUUGGCCACAAGGAUGUCGCAGUGAUUCUUCGGAGCCACCAUGACCCCUCCCGCCUGGACGUGGCCUCUUGCGCAGCUCGCCGGCGGAUUGCUCGGCAUCCGGACGGUCUGGGGCACCGAGCGAUGCCCGAGGAUGGGAUCGACUUUGACUUCGAUUCAGCUGAUUGCCUCCGACAAGCUGCCAAGAUGGCGGGGCUGAAUCUGGAGGUGCCAGAAAUGACUACCGAGCAAGCAUCCAGAUGGGCAGCGCAACAUUUGGAGCCCAGGCACACUCUGGAGAUGGAGGUUGGGGCAGGCCUUUUGGUCUACGAACGCCCGGGACAAGUGACUCCAGAUGCUAAAGGCCAUUGGCACACCUUGCGGCGUGGCAAGGCAGCGGUUGCCGGCAUCAAAUCAGAGAAGAAAUUGCUUCAAGGCAAAACUAAGCGAGGGUUGAGUGAAACAGGAGAUGUUCUCAACCGUGCCAUUGAAUCUGAUAGUUCCAGGUCGAACACGAAUUCAUCCAUAUUCAAAG